GUGCUCUUAUGUGUGAUGUUAUCAGAGGCUGUGGACUGUUUACAUUUCUUCUCUUUGCUCUCUAUUUAUAAAUAUUGUUGCACCUGAAUUUAUCAUCUAUGCAACUGUUUUCUUCCCUUGCAUUUUACAUUUAUCAUCUAUACCUCUAUUUUUUCCCUUGCAUUUCACGUCUUUGCCCCUCUGUUUCACUGUCGAUCAUUUACUGCUUUGUUUCGUUAUCCAUCAUUUACUGCUCUGUUUUUUUCUCCCUGUGUCUUUUCACUCCUUCUCCUUACACUCGGUUGGCUGAUAUAUCAGACUUAAGACAUUAUUUAUACCGUCUCAGGUUUUUUACCAUUUUUUUGAUCCAUCCUGUUAUUCCUCUGUCGGAUAUUGCUGUUGACAUUUGGCCAGCUUAUAUCUACCACUUCAGCCAAAAUCUGAGCGUUCCAGGUUUUCUACCAUUUGUUGCUGCAUUCUCUUAUCCUUAUGUCACUAACUGCUAUUGACUUUUCAUUGCCUCAUAUUUGCCCUGGUGCAAGGCUUAAUAGUGUUUGAGGUAUUAUCAAUAAUUUUUGUACAUAAUUUUUAAUUUCCUCUUAUUUAUAUUGCAUGCAUUG
Morus notabilis is the source of this 599-nucleotide messenger RNA. RefSeq lists its product as uncharacterized. The transcript has 3 exons. The record is from RefSeq and is a predicted model, not a curated record. The coding region runs from base 99 to 488 and encodes 129 amino acids. NCBI's taxonomy places the organism in Eukaryota, Viridiplantae, Streptophyta, Magnoliopsida, Rosales, Moraceae.